UUAUCGAAGCGAGUGACUCAAAUAGUGGCACACGACUGUCGUUCGACUUUAUCUAUAAGGCAGACAACAGUUGCAGUGAUUUUUGACGUGCAUGAUAAGAACUUAGAAACAAUGGCAGCGACAACUUUAGGAUUUAUUCCAUUGCAGCUGAUUCCGACGAACGCCAUCGGACAGUUUGGUCAGUUUGAUAAGGGUUUUACCGCUAAUGGAACAUAUGUAGUGGUCAAGACUCCAACAGUGGCGCAGCAGCUGCAACUUACAAAAUCUCUCAAAGAGAUGCAGACAGGACGGAAAGAGAUAAACAACAAUGAAAAUGCCAAUAGUAAACCGGUUCUUCUGCGAUGCAAGCGAAGGGUUGAUUUUACGGGACUCGGCUGCAAAUUGGUGAACCCUCAGAAUCCUUCCGUCUCCAGACGAAAUGAGCGGGAACGGAAACGCGUGAAAAUGGUCAACAUGGGGUUCGAGACUCUAAGACAGCACGUUCCCACAGGACGAAAAAACAAGAAGAUGAGCAAAGUAGAAACCUUGCGUUCCGCGGUGCAGUACAUUAAGCAAUUGUCGGACCUUUUGCAAGAGACGGACGGCGGCGUCGGCGACCUUCUUCCAGAAGAUGUCGAUAUGGACGAACUCGAGAAUAAAGUUACAGAAAUGAUCCAGAAGUCUAACGACACAAACAAUAAUAUGAACAGCAUGAACAUCGAAAAUGACAUUAACAACAUCAACAGUGCUAUUAAUAUUAACAACAAUGAACAAAUAAGCAUUAACAGCGGUUGUGCUACGACACAUGAGUUGGUUGGCGGUUGUGAUUCUCUGGACUCCAGACUGCAUCCGGGCAACCAGGCAAUGUCUGUCUCCUCACAGGGCUCAUCUCCAAUGACGCCGCACUCACCGGAAGGGCAACAUUUCUUCCCCUCGGGCUAUUCCAUGGGUCAACCAACGUACCCCCAGUCUCAAUACGACAUCAUGACGUCAUCGGCGCCAAUAAUGACGUACUCUCAAGCGUCGCCGUCAGGAUCGCUGCAUUCACCGACAUCAAGUGUUGUAUCAGACUCCAGUUACGAUUCCGUUGGUCACAACGACGAUGAUGAUAUCUUAUCAUUUAACUGGUUCAACUGAGUCUCGACAAAAUAUUCAUAUCUGAGACCUUGCAGCACAUUAUAAGGAUCGCGUUUUUGAGGUAGCCAUGACGAAAUAUGUAUAGAAAUGGCGCACGCCGAAAACGCAGAGGGGUUCCGAAUCUCCACCACGCAGCAGUCAACAUUUUUGACUAGUUCUUUCGUUGCCAUGGAAACAGACGAAAACAAAAACUUUUGAAAAUGAGUAUACUGGAGCAAAGACAUUCAAAGAAUGAUUAUUUUUAAUCCGUUAAAGGAGUUGAUUUUAAAUAUUUAUUUAUUUGUAAAUAUUACAUAAUUAUUUUUAAUAUUGCUGUUAAAUAUGAUGUUUCUGUUUUCAUCUGUUUGAAAAUAACUUACGCUUAGACGAACGUUAAAUUCAAAUAAAUUAUUUCCAGAUUUGUUUUGAAAAUCUAUGCAUAUAUGAAUAUCAAUGUUACAAAAAUCACAUUCCAAGAAGGGGACCGUGCCUUAUUUAGCCCAUGUUCAUCAUGGAACCACUGUUGUGUUCAAAUAUAAUUAUUAUGCCAGUUUUUUUUACAAGUAUUGCCCAUGCAUGUGUUCAAUUAAAUUCAAUCAUACCAAAUAUAUUGCUACUAAAUAUUCAGAUACAAUCAUUUGCGUAAUUAUUAUUAUCAUUAUUAAUUUAAUGGAUUUCCCCCCCCAUAACUUUGAUAUUAAUAGUUGAAUAGUUUAAUAUGUGUUCAUAUCAGAUUUUACUGAUACUUCAAGGCAGCAGUUUAAUUAAUUCUAAUAUGGUUCAUGACGAUAUAGAAUGUUUGUAUUAUAUUGUUGGUGUUGUUAGGGAAAUAUGGGUACAUUUUAUGCAAGAAAUUGUUAAUAUCAGUGCUUCCACUCCAUGUUAUAAUUGUAUAUAGAUCGAUUUAUGCAUAUUUACAAAAUUUAUCAAUGUUUGUAUUAACUUACAAAUCUCACAUAGUGUUAAUUUUUACUGUGUCUUUAAUGAUUUAUUUUACUUUAAUAUGCCGUGUCUCCGCGAGAUACAAUAAAAUA
Mya arenaria is the source of this 2129-nucleotide messenger RNA. Its product is annotated as achaete-scute complex protein T4-like. NCBI's taxonomy places the organism in Eukaryota, Metazoa, Mollusca, Bivalvia, Myida, Myidae. The transcript has 2 exons. Gene Ontology annotation, molecular function: RNA polymerase II transcription regulatory region sequence-specific DNA binding; protein dimerization activity; DNA-binding transcription factor activity, RNA polymerase II-specific. Gene Ontology annotation, biological process: developmental process; regulation of transcription by RNA polymerase II. The coding region runs from base 112 to 1116 and encodes 334 amino acids. The record is from RefSeq and is a predicted model, not a curated record.